AUGUACUCCAUAAAUGCCUUUUUGUAUGGAAACAGAUUCAGUAAUUAUAAUGGUGGCGAACGUAAAAUAGCAUUUUCUGGUCAUGAUUAUGUUCCAUAUUCACUCAGUGUUGGAUUUAUUGAUGGUUAUGUUAUAUGGUCUGAUUUUACUAAUCAUUCAUUAAUUCGUGCUGAUGCAUUAAAUGGUUCAAAUAAACAUGUACUUCUACCGAAUACAAUCAAUGAAGUUGUAACUCUUACUAUUAUUCAUCCAUCAUUACAACCACAAGUUUCAAAUCCAUGUGGAAUAAAUAAUGGUGGUUGUUCACAUUUAUGUUUAUUAUCAACAAAUCAAACAUAUACAUGUGCAUGUCCUGAACAUUUUUCAUUGAUUAAUAAUGGAAAUAAUCGAACAUGUGUAUCAAAUUGUAGUUGUAAUCAACAUCGUUGUGGUCCACCAAAUGAACGAUGUAUACCAUGGUCAGCAAAAUGUAAUGGAGUUAAUGAUUGUGAAGAUGGAUCUGAUGAGCCAAGUACAUGUCCAAAUCGACAAUGUACACCAACACAAUUUCAAUGUCGAAAUCAAAAUUGUACACCAAUUUCAUAUGUUUGUGAUGGCAUGAAUGAUUGUGGUGAUAAUUCAGAUGAAGAAAAUUGUGAAUGUCGUUGUAUGCCAGGAAGAUUUCGUUGUAAUUCGGGUUCAUGUUUACCAAUGAGAUAUCGUUGUGAUGGUUAUCGACAAUGUUCUGAUGGUAGUGAUGAAUUAAAUUGUGGUAAUCGUACAUGUACUCAUUAUCAAUUUACAUGUACUAAUGGUCGAUGUAUACCAGCAUCAUAUGAAUGUGAUUUAGAUAAUGAUUGUGGUGAUAAUAGUGAUGAAAAUGCAUAUUUUUGUCGUAAUCGACCUUGUCGUGAUGAUCAAGUUCGUUGUCCAAAUUCAUAUAAAUGUAUUUCACAAAUAGCACGUUGUAAUGGAUUUAAUGAUUGUGGUGAUAAUAGUGAUGAAAAUCCAAAUCAAUGUCCACCAUGUAAUGAUGCAAAUCAUUUUCGAUGUAAUAAUGGACAAUGUAUUCCGAGAAGUUUUCAAUGUAAUCAUCGAAAUGAUUGUCGUGAUGGAUCAGAUGAAAAUCCAGCAACAUGCGUUUAUCGUCAAUGUAGUGAAGAUGAAUUUCGAUGUUCGAAUGGUCGAUGUAUUCCACAACGCUGGGUAUGUGAUCAUGAUUACGAUUGUGGUGGAGAUGAUACAUCGGAUGAAGCUGUUGAUUGUGCUUCUCGAUCAUGUCCGGAUGGAUACUUUAGAUGUGCAUCAGGUCAUUGUAUAAGUAAUACAAGUCGUUGUGACGGUUAUCCUCAAUGUCGGGAUGUUUCUGAUGAAGCCGGCUGUCCACCACGUUUUCCUAAUGGUCAAUAUUGCCCAAUAGAUCGUUUUACUUGUAACAAUACUCUUUGUAUUAAUAAGAACUGGGUUUGUGAUGGAGAUAAUGAUUGCCAUGAUAAUAGAUGUACCAAUGGUCGAUGUAUCUAUCGAUGGCGUGUAUGUGAUCAUACAGAUAAUUGUGGUGAUGGUAGUGAUGAAGAUAUUCAUGGUGUAUGUCAACCAAAUCGACCAGUAACAUGUCCAGAAUUUCAUUGUACUCAUACAAAUCUUUGUAUACGAUAUUCAGAUUUAUGUGAUGAAAUUGAUGAUUGUGGUGAUGAAUCAGAUGAAUUAUCAUGUCAUCAUAAUACAACAAUAACAUGUGCUAAUCAAACAAAUCAUUGUGAUCAACGAUGUCAUGAUUUACCAAAUGGACAAGGAAUUGUUUGUUCAUGUAAUACAGGUUAUAAAUUUAAUAAAGAAUCAUUUAAAUGUGAAGAUAUAAAUGAAUGUGAAAAAGUUACAUUAAAUUAUUGUUCACAAAUAUGUGUCAAUACUAAAGGUGGUUUUCGAUGUGAAUGUGCUGCUGGUUUUCAACCAAGUGGAGUUAAUAGAUCAGAUUGUCAUCCAACAGAUCCAACAAUUGAUCUUCUAAUAUCUGAACCUGAUGAAAUUCGUCGUCUUCGUCGAAAUCCGAUAGAAAAUGCAUCACAUUAUGGUAUACUUAUUGAAGAUCAACAUGAUGCUAGUUUUAUUUCUAUUGAUACAAAUAAUCGUAUCUUCUACUGGAUGGAUGAAUCUACAUCAGAAAUUUAUCGUGGACAUCUUACACCAAAUUCAAUAUCAACAGCAUAUCCUCAAGCACUUCUACACGAAGAUACAAAUCAUUUAAUUAUUCCAAGUAGUAUUACUAUUGAUUGGAUAGGUCAAAAUCUUUAUGUUACUGAUCUUAUUCAUGGUUGUAUAUGGCUUUUAAAAAAUGAUGGACGUUAUGCAACUAAAUUAAUAACAAAUAUUGAAUCACCAUGGGUUGUUACUGUUAAUCCAAUACUUGGAAUACUUUAUUUUAUUAAUUAUGAACAUGGACCUAUGAAUAAUUCUGAAGAUCGUAUUAUUGCUAUUGAAUCAGCUUAUAUGAAUGGGGAAAAUCGUACAAUAUUAAUUGAUACCGAUAUAGUAUAUCCAACGGAUUUAGUUAUUGAUUAUUAUCAAAAUCAUCGUGUUUAUUGGACAGAUGAAAAAAAAGAAUCAAUUGAAUCAAUGAAUUAUGAUGGAACAGAUCGUGUUAUUAUAGCACAUAUUGGAAUACAUGCACCACAUUCAUUAGAUAUAUUUGGAAGUCAUUUAUAUUGGAUUAAUCGUGAUAAUCGUUCAUUAUAUACAAUUGAAAAAUUUGGACGUGGAAUAUCAACAUUUGUUAUUGAUAAAUUAGAAUUACCUUUAUUCGUAAGAAUUUAUCAUCCAUUAAAACAAAUUGAAUCAGGUUUACAUGAACAAAAAAUUAAUAAAUACGAAAAGAAAACAAAAUUGUUUCUUUGUUUUUUAGUAUCAAAUCCAUGUGCAUCGGCUAAUUGUUCACAUUUAUGUGUUUUAAAACCAUUAAAUCAAUAUCAAUGUUUAUGUCCAUUUAAUACAACAAUUCAAGAAGACAGUCGAACAUGUAAUGCACCGAUUGUUGCUGAACGUGAAAGUGUUUUACAAUGUCAUUGUGUAAAUGGUAAAUGUGUUUAUCAUGUUGAUGAAAAUGCUGGACAUCGAUUAAGUGCUUGUCUUUGUUUCCGAGGUUAUAAAGGUGAAUAUUGUGAUACACCUGCUAAAACGCUGCCAAUCCCUAAACAUAUAUUAAAAAUUAUUAUCAUUGCAUUAAUUAGUUUAUUAUUAAUUGCUAUUCUUACUUUUGGUUUAAUUCAAUUGAAGCGUAAAGGAAAAUUACAAUCGAUUCCAACUCCACCAUUACCAUCACGUGUUCAAACAAUAAUGAAUAGUAUUCGUAAUUUUGUUACACGUUCAACAAGUAACAUAAAUUCAGUUCGAUUUCGAAAUGCUCGAUCUACUACAGCAAGAGACCAGUCAACAAUUGAAUCACCACCAGUAUUUGCUAAUCCAAUGUUUGGUGCAACAACAGCAUCUAAUCAACCAGCUCGAUUGGCAACAUCAUCUGAUGAACCUGCUAAAUUAAAUGUUGAAGUUCAACCACUUCCAUCAAAACCAAGUCGAAAGGCUACUCCUGCAUCUCCUCUUCGUCAACAAGUACAUUUUGAUCCUCAAAGCAAAGAAACUGAUCAUGAUAAAGCUAAUUUAGUUGUACGAAGUGGUAGCAGCAAUGCAUAA
Rotaria sp. Silwood2 is the source of this 3666-nucleotide messenger RNA. NCBI's taxonomy places the organism in Eukaryota, Metazoa, Rotifera, Eurotatoria, Philodinida, Philodinidae. The record is from the annotation of a GenBank genome assembly.